Heterotrigona itama is the source of this 583-nucleotide messenger RNA. The record is from the annotation of a GenBank genome assembly. NCBI's taxonomy places the organism in Eukaryota, Metazoa, Arthropoda, Insecta, Hymenoptera, Apidae.
AUGUUAGAAUUAAACAGUAUUUGUCAGGCGGUGAGAACGAGACGAGAAUCAAAGAUAAGUCGAUUAUUCCUGAUUCUAUUGUUCGUAUAUAUAUAUAUUAUUUUGACUCGGUACAAAGACGACAAGGUACAAAGACACGAACUAGCCCUACCGAACAAACGUGUAGUCCAAUCGUUUCUGAUAAAUCGCGAUUAUGUUCUAAUCGUCCUUGGUCCUUUGCCCCGCAGGACGAGCCAAAGGGUCACGUGAUCCGCUUAGGAGACCGCAGUGGAGAGUCAGUGAAUUGUCCUCUGACCAAAUUUCUUAAGAGUCUGUUUGAAACGACAGGACGAGUCGGACAUAGUUUCGCGCUACAGAUCUCGGACAACCGACGCAAACGAGAAACGCAUGAAAAUUGCAAGAAAGACAGCGAUUGUACCAAAGGACAGGUCUGCAUUUGGUAUGCAGUGAGUACCUUUGUUCAUUUAGGUGUUUCAUAAUGACGAGUGAAUGGACUACGUCUUUUUCACUAUUUUCACUAUUUCGAUAUAUUUCGAUAUAUUUUUCUACACAGUCAAGGGACAUCGAAAAGACGGUUCUUUGA